UGUGGAAUGAAAUUGAUAGAAAAUUUGUUUUUGGAAAUAAACAUAAAGAAAGACAAGUAUAACUUAGUUUGCUACUGUGCAAGUAUACAUUAAAAGUGCAAGAACUGUUUUUUCUAUUGUAUAUAACUGCUUGAUAUACGCGUGACGAAUGCUCCAGGUCGAGUUCUUGUCCACAAAUUACCGGAAUUAUUUCGCUGAAUUUCUUUUUAUAUAAUAGAACUACAUUUUUGCAGCAGCAUAAUCAAAUGGUUGUGUGACAGGUUGCUAACGGGUCAAAAAUCGUCCCGGAGAUCGUCGAACAAAACGGAAUUCGCAUCCGUUUGACGAUACAAUUACCAAACGGAUCGGUCCCUUCGUAAUGCAACCAGCUGCUCCAACAUUAUCAACACAAGCCGAUAUUGCUAAAACCAUGCAGCCUCAAAAUAUGUAUGUGUCAUCUGGAAACAACAGUUCUGGAAACAACCGUUCAAAUCAACAAAGUGGAAUUUUCCGUGGACCGCCGCCUACGUCAAAUACGCCGCGCGGUGCCGGCGCAGGGGGAGCCCGCCACGUACACAUGCCAACGAUGUAUCCAAACAUGGUGUUGCAACAGUACCCACAAUUUCCACAGCGACAACCAACUUAUCAAACGCCUCAUAUACAAUAUGCGCCUGCUCCCAUUUCCUACUAUCCCUAUCAAUAUCUUCCUCAGCUUCAGCAACAGCCGCCCCAUUCGCGCAGCGGUGUUGGCGUUAAUACUAGCGUUAACAUUGGCAACACGAUGCCCGGCCCCAACGGACCGCUGGCUGGUCCAGGGGCUUCUCCCUCCCAAUUGCAGUUGCUAACCGGUGCCGUACAGCCGGGCGGUAACACAGUUAUCGGUGUCAGUGGCACCGGGAGCGGGCAAGUGGGUGUGGGUGUUCCGCCAAUGGUCAGCGUUAUGCCAGCAAACGUGGCGCCACAGCCGGUUCAGGUGCCGACAACGAGUAGACGUCGACAUCAGCACCGUUUACAGAUCAUCGAUCCGGCAACACAAAAGAAUAUACUCGAUGAUCUGGAUAAGAGUAAUGCAAGUACGGACAUCGAUAGCCAGGAGCCAGGGCCAGGGCCAACUGCGACAGCGGCAACGACAGCAGCCAUCGUUCAGCCAGAUGUCUCGAUUUGCUUUUCCCAGCCAGAUGCUGGUGGUAUGUGUCUACCCAGUAGUGUGUUAGUCCCUGACCCAAGGGCCCACUACAAAUUAGAACAAAUUCUCGCUCAGCGCCAGGAUAUUAUCAUGGGACAGACCCCGGUGGUAUCAGCGAUGUCCGAUGCUCCAUCUGUAGAAAUAUUACCAACUUCCCAGAAGUACAAGAAUAAAAAAAUUCCUAUAGUGUCUCCGAAAGAUGGGUCUGAGUCGUCGUCUACGGUUUACUCAUCUCCCUGUUUUGAUACUCCAACGAAAUUAGGCCCAAGGACUACGGUCGGCGACAUUCAAAAGAAGCUCCACGAAAUGCAUCAGGAAGUGCUUGAAAAAAGUAAUCGAUACUGGACGCAAAAGGGAAAAGAAACUACGGAGAAUAUCGAUACAGUCGUUAAUGAGACGCUUUCGCAAAGCGCAUUGCCUGCCGAGCAAUAUCAGGAGGAAAGUGCGACAGUGGACUCCACAGGAUCGAUCACCCAAGAUUGUCAAGAGCCAAUUUCGAUGGUCGACCCAGGACACGAGCCCGUGGCUGACGCCGCGCCGAAGUCGUCAGAAAUACCUUCGGAAAUUCCCGCAGCUACAACACAUAUUAAAGACAGCUUAGGACAAGCUGCAUUUGGCAGCAGUGAAACAAGUUUUAAUGUUCAUAUAAACACACCAAAGUCGGAAGAAGUAGCUGCCGACCCUUCCACUACGGCCAGUGAAUCAACCCCGAUGCCUGUAUCAUCCGCUGAUCCAAAAACAGCUGCAACGGAUCCUAUUUUAAGCGAACAAGUUGAUAAGCAGCCCCCGAGCGUUAGCCAACCGUCAAUUCGCAAAGAUGCACUCCCGACAACCAAGAUUUCGAAUCUUCAUGAAAGCGAUCCAAAAACAGCUGCAAAAACGGAGCCUAUUUCAAGCGAAAAAGAUGCUGAGCCUUCGACUCGGCCAUCAAGCACAGAUGAAAUCCCAACCGAUGAGACUGAUCGUGCGAAAAUGCUACUCGUUGAAGAGACUUGCGUAUCGACAACAACAACAACGGCAAAAGCAACAAUUAAGGAAAUCGCAAAUGUUGAAAUCGAAAGCGCAACCGAAGAAUCGACGACUAGCACCACAGUGGCGGACGGUCCAAAUGCGGUGCCAGAGAAAGUGGGUGGUGAGCAGGAACAAGUCGCAACAGCGACGGCGACAGAGUCGGGAAUUUCCUCGUUAAUUAACUAUAACGAAGGUCAAUGGUCGCCGAAUAAUCCAGGCGGAAAAAAACAGUACGAUCGUGAGCAACUGCUGCAGCUGCGCGAGGCAAAGGCCUCGCGUGUACAGCCCGAGGUGAAGAAUGUAUCCAUUCUGCCACAUCCGAACCUAAUGCCAUUGUUUAUGCGAAACAACAACAACAACAACAAUAACAAUAAGCGUGUGCAAUCGAUGGUUGGAAUGAUUGGAGGCAAUCGAAACAGCGACUCGGGCAGCAAUUUUGCUGGUAAACAAGUCUCCAUGUCCGGUGUACAAGGCAGAAGCAGCAUGAAGGGAAUGAUCCAUGUGAAUCUAUCACUUAACCAAGAUGUCAAGCUGAAUGAAACCGAAAAUGCCUGGCGACCGCGACUUGCAACCAAACAGGACGGUGAGAACAGCUCUGAUAUCAGGACAACUCAAGAAAAGGACGAGCUUGUGCGGCGGGUACGUGGAAUUCUUAAUAAGCUAACGCCCGAGAGGUUCGAUACCCUGGUCGAGGAGAUAAUCAAGCUAAAGAUAGAUACACCAGACAAAAUGGACGAAGUGAUUGUUCUUGUUUUCGAAAAGGCCAUCGAUGAACCAAACUUCUCAGUUUCGUAUGCCAGACUGUGUCAUCGCCUCAUUAGCGAGGUAAAAGCGCGAGACGAGCGAAUGGAAAGUGGCACCAAAUCGAAUCUGCAACACUUUCGCAAUGCUCUGCUCGACAAAACUGAAAAGGAGUUUACGCAGAAUGUCUCGCAAGGUGCAGCCAAAGAGAAAAGGCUGCAGCCCUUCCUAGAGAAGAUUAAAAAGUGUACGGAUCCCAACGAAAAGGCUGAACUGGAAGCCCUUCUGGAAGAAGAGGAGCGAAAGAUACGCCGCCGAUCCGGCGGUACAGUGCGCUUCAUUGGCGAGCUCUUUAAAAUAUCUAUGUUGACUGGCAAAAUCAUUUACUCUUGCAUCGAUACACUGCUCAAUCCCCAUUCAGAAGACAUGCUGGAAUGCCUGUGCAAGCUCCUGACAACAGUGGGUGCAAAGUUUGAGCAGACGCCGGUCAAUGCCAAGGAUCCCGGUCGCUGUUAUUCACUUGAAAAGUCAAUCACCAGAAUGCAGGCAAUAGCUAGCAAAGGCGACAAGGAUGGCGCCAAAGUUAGUUCGCGCGUACGCUUCAUGCUCCAGGACGUUAUUGAUUUGCGUAAAAAUAAAUGGCAGACCUCGCGCAACGAGGCGCCCAAGACAAUGGGACAAAUUGAAAAGGAGGCUAAAAACGAGCAGUUAUCGGCACAAUAUAUUAACUACAGCGGCUCAUUAUCUUCGUCCAGCCCCAAUGGACCGCAAUCGGGUUCCGGUUCCGGUAAACGUGACGAACGCAGCAGCAGCUCUCGUUUCGGCGACUCGAGAUCAGCCGGCGGCUAUGGUGGCAGUCACAGUCAGCGCGGCGAUGGCGGCGCCAACAUGCGCCAUCAACAAUCGAACAGCGGCGGAGGCGGUGGCAGUGGCAGCGGCAACAAUAGCGGCGGCAACAACGCUCACUCCAAUGGAAACAAUGACGAUAAUACGUGGCACGUGCAGACCAGUAAAGGCAGCCGCUCGCAGGCUGUUGACAGCAACAAACUUGAGGGUUUGACAUUACAGCUCAAUCAGAAUUUGGAUACCAAAAAGAUGGGCGGAGUUAAUCAAUUUAUUUGGAAUAACAAUGCCAAUAGACAAUCCUCAACGCCAACGACAACGCCUUCCAAUUCAUUUGCCGCGCUCUCAUCGUUAAACGAUAAAAACAGCACCGACAGAGAUCGCGACAGAAGCGGGCCCAGGAACAAGGGCUCAUACAACAAAGGCUCUAUGGAGCGUGAUCGUUAUGGUGACCGAGGCAUGCACUCGCGAACUGGCUCGUCACAAGGCUCACGGGAGAACUCGUCGUCGCGCGUUGGCCAAAAUCAGCAAAGCCGCGGCAUGAUGAACUCUUCAAUGCAAAAAUCUGCUAGUCACUCAAAGUAUACUCAACAGGCGCCGCCGAGCCGGCCUUCCAACAAGGGUCUGGGUUCUGGUUCGUUAAGCAGCUCGGCCGGCAUAUACAGGGGGAGCGAUCAGCAGCCUUUAUCAAGUGCCUCAACCUCUGCUGUUUCUGCUUCUCAACCUACUAAGGGCGUUGCACCGCCAGCAAUGUUUAUUGAGCCAAGAGAAAGCGAUCUGAAGCUCUUCAAGUCCGUCGUGUCGGAAAUGAUCGAACUUGCGGCGGGUUCCAAUUCGGCCAGUCCAACGGUUGUCGAAUGCAUAAAGCGGAUAUCAGAGCCCCAACUGUGCGGCUUUUUGUUUUAUAUAUUAACUGAUUAUUUGCAUUUAUCGAAUGUGGGUAAACAAUACAGAAGAUGCCUGGCAAUCACAGUUGCCCAACUUAUGCAACAACAUUUCAUGUCUGUGGAUCACUUUAAACUUGCAUACAAGGAAUUUAGCGAGUGCGCUAACGAUUUAAUUGUUGAUAUUCCUGAGUUGUGGUUAUAUAUUCUUCAAUUUGCUGGCCCACUGAUAGUCAAGAAACACUUGACAGUGUCAGAUCUGUGGAAUGAAACUCUGAGAGACAACAGCGAACCGGGCAUGGGUAAAAAGUUCCUUAAAACCUACCUGACAUAUUGUACACGGGAAGUAGGACCUAACUUCACCCGCAACAUGUGGAAACAGUUUAACAUGCGAUGGUCAGAUUUUAUGCCCGACAACGAGGUUAUCGAUUUUAUUGAAUCGAAUAGAUUAGAGUAUGUGGAAAAUGAUUCGAAGGCGCCAGUGAUUGAAGAACGCGAGUCCCACGAAAAACACGUCAAAAAUGUGAUAGACCAUAUUGAGAACUUGCUUAAAGAAGGCGCAGCUGCAGAUUGCAUUAUAGAUUACAGCAAUGGCAAUAUUGUGGUCGCUGAUAAGCUGUUUAUUAGAGGGUUGACAAAAACUUUAAGCAAGUUUGCAAUCGUCUACAAGGAUAAUACCUAUAAGCUCGAGCCCGAAGUCUUUCAAAAGUGUUGCAUACCAGUUUUUCAGCGUUAUAUUGAUUCUAGUGAAGACCUUCAGCUUGAGUGCCUUUAUGGAGUACAGCUACUUGUCCAUAGCUUGGAGCAGCCUAGAGGGCUGUUGAGUGAACUUUUUGGUGAACUUUACGACGGCUUUAUAAUCCAGAAGGAGUCGCUGUACAAAUGGCGCGAUUCAAAGGAUCAGUCAGCUGGAAAAGGCGUGGCUGUAAAGAGUCUCAAUCCUUUUUUGAACUCAUUAUUCAAUGAUGAAGCCAAUUAAUGUAUCAAUAUGCUCGUAGAGUUGACAGACAUCGCGAGUUAGGGCAAAGCGAAAACAAAACUACAUAACUUAAUAAAAAAAAAAAAAACAAAUACACUUUGGAGAAAAAUAAUAUAUACUUUUAUAUGUAAUAAGAAAGUGUAAAAUUCGGGUGUUUGUAAUCAGAGAAAAUAUAUUCUUCUUCGCUGAUGAAACACGCGAGCUUAUGGUAAGAGUAUAUGCAAUAAUAAGCAAGUAUGUAAAUUAUUGUGUACGCAUGUACUAUAAAAUAAAGCAAACCUGAAGGAAAUUUAUAGUUAUAA
Drosophila novamexicana is the source of this 5925-nucleotide messenger RNA. RefSeq names its product eukaryotic translation initiation factor 4 gamma 3 (gene eIF4G1). Gene Ontology annotation, cellular component: eukaryotic translation initiation factor 4F complex. The record is from RefSeq and is a predicted model, not a curated record. Lineage: Eukaryota; Metazoa; Arthropoda; Insecta; Diptera; Drosophilidae. The transcript is spliced from 16 exons. Gene Ontology annotation, molecular function: mRNA binding; protein binding; translation initiation factor activity. Bases 359 to 5623 code for a protein of 1754 amino acids.